UGCUAUUUUAGAGCUGGCAACACUGUUCUGAGUUCAGUCAAAUUUAGUUUCGCCAUUUUUAAUUUAGUGAAUAGUGAAUGGACUGUGGAUUUCAUAAAAUUAUCAGGCUGGAGGGCGACGAAUAUUUUGAAAAAAGUGUGUCAUUGUAUUUAAUUUACCGUAGAAGAGACUGUUUUUGAACCAAGCUUAGAGUAAUAUUGUGGUUUUAUUUAUUACUAACGUUUUUGUAUGUAGUGCUACUUCCCCACCGUAAGAUCGCUCGCUCGUGUGUCGCUUUAGCUAAUUCGAUGGCUAUGAUAUUGAAGUGUUAAGUUAACGAGUCGCUUUGGCAUUCUCCGUACGGGAUAAUAUCGAGAAAGUGAGGCGACGGAGUUAGCAAUGAGCAGGCCUCAAGGCGGUCGCAUUCAAGUCCCGGAUGACCUUAGAGAGAUCCUCUUGGAGUUCACGAUCAGCUACCUGCUGGAGCAGCCGGGCGACGUGAUCAACUACGCGGUCGAGUUCUUCACCAGGUUACAGAACAACCGCACCACGACGGUCGUGCGCGCGCCCGCCGCCACCACCCCGGAUGAGUCCAUAAUAUCAGACGAAGAAGAGCCGCCGGUGGCGCGCUUCAACAACCGCCGCAAGUCGGUGUUCGCGGAGACCUACGACCCCGAGGAAGAUGACUCUGACGAGGGUGCUCCCGUGGUGUUCCCCAAGUCGGACGCGCAGCGCUCGCGGCUCGCGGAGGCGGUGCGCGGCAUCCUGCUGUUCCGCUCCUUAGAUGCGCAACAGAUGCAGCAGGUGCUAGACGCGAUGUUCGAGAAGCGGUCGGAGCCGGGCGAGUACAUCAUCAGGCAGGGCGACGACGGCGACAACUUCUACGUCAUCGAGAACGGCGUGUUCGACGUGCUGGUCGCCGGCGAGGAUGGCGUCGAGAAGGUGGUCCACACAUACGAAGGCUCUGGAUCCUUCGGCGAGCUAGCCCUCAUGUACAACAUGCCGCGCGCGGCGUCGGUGCGCGCCACCUCGCCCGGCGCGCUGUGGGCCAUGGACCGCCACACGUUCCGCCGCAUCCUGCUGAAGAGCGCCUUCAAGAAGCGCAAGCUGUACGAGGACCUGCUGGAGAAGGUGCCGAUGUUGAAGGCUUUGCAGGCGUACGAGCGCGCGAACCUCGCCGACGCUCUCCUGCCGCGCGUCUUGCCCGACGGCGAGCUGAUCAUCCGGCAGGGGGACUCGGCCGACGGCAUGUACUUCGUGGAGGAGGGCUCCGUCAGCAUCCGCAUCAGCCGCGACGACGGCAACGAGAUCGAGGUCAAGCGCUUGGGCAAGGGUGCGUACUUCGGCGAGCUGGCGCUGGUGACCCACAAGCCGCGCGCCGCCUCUGCCUACGCCGUCGGGCCCGUCAAGGUGGCAUUCUUGGACGUGGAGACGUUCGAGCGCCUGCUCGGGCCGUGCAUGGAGAUCAUGAAGCGCAACAUCGACGACUACGAGGAGCAGCUGGUGAAGCUGUUCGGAGACAAGAGCAACCUCACCGACGUGCGAUGAGCGCCCCGCCCCCCCUACCCGCCCCGCGGCAAAACAAGCUUUGUGUUCACAAGGUUACAGACCCCUUCCCCUUACACCGCCGCCCAAGGUCGCCGCCGAUGCGGCCAAUCACAUCACUUUAUUUAUCCAACCACCAAUGAGGACUUUUCCCGUGCCGCCAUUUUAACUUUUUACUGACAGCUGUCAGAAUGUUGUGUCGUGAUUGGUUGUCGCAUCGCACGUGCUGACCUCUGGUGGCAUAUCGACGCGUUCGUCUACUGUUUUGUUUGUGCGAUGCAGCUAUGUUCUUCCUUUUAUUGUAAUCGGUGUCCCUUUCUCCCCGGCUCGGCAGUUAGUAAAUAAAUAUGCGUUAAGUCUACAAAUAUGUACCUACCGUAUAUACCUAUAGUGACCGUACUUAUUUAUUUGUACUUGGGUUGUAGCCUUGCAGGCUUUGGCUAAUGAUUUACAUCACGUUAAGGAUGCUGUUACAUGUUACUCUUGUAAGAGUUUCCUUAAUAUUUUCUUUACAACUUAAAAUUAUCUACAAUUUGUACCUACUCGGUACAAAACAUGACACAUCUGUACGUUAGCCAAAGUGGUCAAGGCUUAUAUUAAUGUCUGCUUACAUACAACUAAUCUUACAGUUUGGGUAAAGAGAUCGUAUCCGCUUGUGAUAUGACGAGAAUCAUUUGAUUAAUGGUACAUAAAUAGAACAAUUGUCGUCAAUCGCCGUGAUUUGUGCUAUCGGUCGAUUCGGCAGCGAUAGCCGAGGGCGAACAAAGCUUGUGAAGAUCACGCGAUGACGGGAAGGUGGCUGCGGCCGCGAGCGCUCAACAGUAUUGCAUUGAUAACCAAUACGCUUAUUUUAGAUAGAGAAAUGCCUUAGUAGCUAUGUAAAUUUUAAGGGUCUCGAACAGCCAAGACGAAAGCCACGCGAACUGGCAAUGCUCAAUUUAGAUGAUGAUUACAGAAAAUAGCUUUAUUUUUAACCAAGUAUUUGUACUUCAGCUAGAGAAUUCCAUUCUAUUUACAAAAUGACGUGCCAUAAUUAAAUUAGUUUUCGGAUUUGGGGAGUGAGUGGCGGCGGCUUGUUUUCUGCGAGCAUCAUUUAGUUGAGAGCGUAGAGUGAUGUUCCUACCUCGUGGGAGAAAUCACGACUGAGAGAAGGCAUGGAGUAACGAAUGUGACGUCGACGGCCCCCGUGCUCGACAUUCACGUCUAAUGCAAUACUAUUCAGCGCUCGGAACAUUAAAGCGAUAGUCCCAACAUCGAUCGCUCAUAUUCUUUCUAAUAAUAUAAUAAGAAACUUUCACCGACACAGGCUUUUUGAAUAAAAACUUUAAAAUACCUUGUAGGUAGAGUAGGUAGUUUUAUUUGUGACUAGAUUAAAUCUACUCGCAUAGAAGAUACAUAUGUUCAUUGUUUGAUUCGUUUCUUACUACAGGUUGUCGGAUAUCAAUAUUUGUGUGGAAAUUGUAACGUUGUAUUGAAUGCCAAAUUAAAUGAUAGUUACGCGUCUGUAUUUCUAAUUAAAAUUUCUUGGCGUUUCUUAAAUAAUUAUGAAUGGACAAUUGAGAUAUCCUAUCCUAUGAAUUCAGUCGCAAAAUUUAUUUCAUCGAAUUAUAUUUUUUAUUACAAGAUUGUAUGUUUUUCAUAUUUGAUUUUAAGUGAAAAGAAUUGUUUUUGCGUUAUAUUUUUAUUAAUGUUUAAAUGCUUUUUCUUUUGUGAAGAGUUCCUAUUUGUUUUGUUUGCUCUAACAUGUGUACAAAUAGAUCUGAGGCGACGGCCCAGGCCUCGCCGUCGGUCCCCUGGCGUUGUUGAUUCUUUUAUACAUUGUAAGUCAUCGAUUUCGUUUUUUAUAGUAAAGUAUUGGUGUUUGGAAGUAAUAGUUCGGGAGCCCCGCCACUGGCUGGCCGGGCGGCGCGGGCGCAACUUGUUGUAGUUAUUAAUUGGUCGUGAUAAUCUUCGCACUGAACAAUGGAAUCGUUUUUCCCUCAGGUUCUUUCCUCUAUCAUUUAAUUAGACAAAAUAUACAUCUUUAAGACUCUACGUCGGAAAGUCAAAAUGGUCUUGUGUCUAAAUUAAGGCUAUAUUUACUGUGUAGUUAUUAGUUUUUCGUAAUUUCAUGUAAUUGUAAUUUAAAAUAUUGUUAGUAAAAACUUAAUAUUCCUGAGGGGUGAGGCUAUUCUUGGCGCCAUGUGCAAUGUGCAUAAAUGUACAAAUUUAUUUCAGCUGCCAUAGAAGAUUUUUAAUUUAUUAUGAAAUAUUAACUAAUGAGACUAAAAAUUUAUUUAUACAUAAGAUGGAUGGAAUUGCACUUUGGGUGUAAAAACUUUGUUUAUUUUGCUUUACCGCUUCUUUAGAUUAACCGAUUUUAUAGCAAUUAAUUUCUUGUAACUUAGCUUGUACAUUCCUUGUUGCUAGCUGGAUGUAUAUUUAUAUUUUUGUUGACUAGUUAUUUUUGGUUUCUCCGAUGACCAUAAGUUUCUCACUUCAAGUGCCUCUUUCAUAAAUUAAUAUCUAUCAGAUUAUGUUUUUGCCUCACUUACAAUUUCUAACGUUUAUACGUGUUUAAUACCUUAACUUUAAACUGCCUUUUUCUAUGUAAAAUUGUGAAAUGUGUUGUGAGGUAUAUGUAUUUAGUGCCAUUCAAUUCGUGCAGUACAGCUGACCAGGUUUUAUCCUAACGGGUGAUAGAAUUAAACUUUUGACAUUAUUUUACUAUUUAAUAACAAAUAAAUAACCAAUCAUAAUGUACAUGGCAAUGUAAUUGUAAAACUUAAUGAUAAUACAAAUCGUCUAACUAUGUAAAGGACUUGUCGCUCUGACGGGCCGUUUGUGUGUGAAGAGAUCUCUUUUCGCCGCCGACACCACUACUGUUGACUGUGGAGCCCGAGCGAUACGUGGUCUCGACUUCACAUGAUCUUGAUAAACUGGUUACAUUAAAAUAAUUAUGACGUUCGACUCGAAAGUGCUUCUACAGUAGUGACGUAGUGAUGUCGACGCAGCGAAGCGGUCUCGUGGCGUGUCGCUACUAUCUGUGUGUCCCCCGUAUCGACCCAGUCUCUAGUUGUUAAUAGUAUCGUGCAAUAAUUACUGUCACCUGUAUUGUAUUGUAUGUCGUUUGCAUCAAAUAUCAUGUGUUAAAUUUUAUGUCAGUGUGGAAUUUAUUUAUAGAUUUUAAUAAAAUAAUAGUGUAAGAUGUAGGUCUCUCCCUUUACACUGAUGCCGAAACUUCUGUGUCGAUACCGCAUCAGUGCAUCCGGAAAGGCUAUUAGAUGCGGGUGUAUGUAUAUUAUUCAGUUUUUUAUUUAUUUAUAUUUAAAUGAAGUAUAUUUCCCAUAAAAUACAUUGAUAGUUGCACAAACCCUUAGUUGUGGCGCGUAAUGAGCGGAUAAUUGUAUUCUGUUGUCUUCCAUGGGACGCACAGCAGCGAGCUCGCGGGAGCUCCGAUCAGGCAAACUGGUGUGGAAUUUUAUGAAAUUCAAAGAAUACGCUUAAAAUUUAGCGUAAUUUUUAUAAAUUAACUAGUCAUUGGUGUCUAAAGUAGAUUUGUAACCUGACCGCGCACUCUUGACCCACGUCACAUUAGCUGUAAGUCAUGGACUCGACCGCGGAGUAUGCAUAUCAGAGCGGCGCGGCCAACCCCCCGGCGCCGCUACUAGCCCGCUUCCCACACUUCAUCAUGAGCUUACCCUGUACAUUUAUAAAAAUUAUGUAUCGUAAAAUGUUAGAAAACUGAAUUAUAUUUGUUUGUAGAUCUAA
This is a messenger RNA of Plutella xylostella (diamondback moth), 5274 nucleotides long. It is a transcript of the gene Pka-R2, whose product is annotated as cAMP-dependent protein kinase type II regulatory subunit. NCBI's taxonomy places the organism in Eukaryota, Metazoa, Arthropoda, Insecta, Lepidoptera, Plutellidae. The record is from RefSeq and is a predicted model, not a curated record. Gene Ontology annotation, cellular component: cAMP-dependent protein kinase complex; cytosol. Gene Ontology annotation, biological process: negative regulation of cAMP-dependent protein kinase activity. Gene Ontology annotation, molecular function: protein kinase A catalytic subunit binding; cAMP-dependent protein kinase inhibitor activity; cAMP binding.